AUGCUAUUUGUCUUAAUCACUGUCCACCAACAGCUUCUAGCUCUAUACCUGUUAGUUUGCUUUGCUCAAUUUUUGGCAAGUUUAAGGACUUAUGUAAUGAAGCUUCAGAAAGUGAAGAUAAUCUUUUCACUCUUAAGUUUUGUUUUGAAAUGGCAAAAUGGUAUAAUUCUGAAUCGGAACGUCAGGCUAAGGCAAAUGGAAUGUUAUCUAAAUAUCUCAACCAUUCUGUACAACCAAUUGUAUUACCUGAAAAAAGUUACCUUACUAAUGGCACUGUAUCUUAUAGCCCCAAUGCGUAUCGUGAGCUCAAUGUAGAAUAUAAGAAGUAUAACUGUAGCUCUGAUGCUU
This is a messenger RNA of Racocetra persica, 348 nucleotides long. NCBI's taxonomy places the organism in Eukaryota, Fungi, Glomeromycota, Glomeromycetes, Diversisporales, Gigasporaceae. The record is from the annotation of a GenBank genome assembly.